Hyalella azteca is the source of this 2663-nucleotide messenger RNA. RefSeq lists its product as uncharacterized. The record is from RefSeq and is a predicted model, not a curated record. Bases 254 to 1249 code for a protein of 331 amino acids. NCBI's taxonomy places the organism in Eukaryota, Metazoa, Arthropoda, Malacostraca, Amphipoda, Hyalellidae. The transcript is spliced from 8 exons.
UGCGCCACUGUUUGCAAACUUUUUCGCAUAAAUAUAGUGUUCAACUGUUCAUGAUCAUGAAUUUACAAAAUUAAUCAACUUUGUUAUUUGUGUCCUACCGUAGUAAUAUGCAUGUAGUAUUGCUAUUGAAACAUCAGCUUGAAAUUGGCAAUUAUCUUCUCUUCAAAAUUCAGAUGAGGAGUCCGUCAAAUUGAUGGUUUAAUUUCUAGGUAGCUAGUUACCUAAACUAUCCAGUAUCCACCACAAAUCCACGAUGGGAAAUCGCAUUUUAUUUUUUGAAAUUUUUGUAUUAUUGGGCGUUAAAUUGAGUUCCUGCUCAGAAACAACAUUGGCUGGGAUGGAAUGUUCUUCAUCAUCACACUGCUCUGGAAAUGGAACUUCUAAACCAUACCUGCAGUGUAUUAAUGGCUAUUGCCUCUGCAACCCUAAGAUGGCACACUCUGUGUAUGAGUACUUGGAUCUACACACACAAUCUAAAGUAUCAUGUCAAGAUAAAUCCUUGAGCCGCAUCUGUAUUGGCAUCUAUCAUGCAGAUGACAGCUGUGCAUGUUCUCCUGGCAAAGUUGCUUUUAGAGUUGCUGGCCAUGUUGGCCACUGUGUCUCAGAAGACAACUCGACUAGCAGUGGUUUUGGUCAAUACUGUUCAGCAGUAAUGACUGCGUGUGAUGCAAGUCAAGGCCUGAUGUGUCGCAAUAGCAAGUGCUUCUGCCCCCGCGACUCUCAUUACUUCAAUAUUACUCAGCAAAAAUGUAUCAGGAAGCUCACUUAUUCUCUCACAUAUGGCCAGCCCUGUGCUGAAGACAGUAAUGGGUGUGAAGACAGAUUCACCUGUCUUAAUGGGAUAUGCCAGUGCCGAGAGUCAUGCUCUACGUACCUGGGGACGGAAGGUGAUCAGAACAAAGGCUGGCGGCUGCUGGUGUUCAAAAUUGCACCUGCACUGUGCGUGCUACUGGUGGUUGUCAUCAUUGCGUGCGCAAUAUUUCGUCUUUCACACAGUUGUCACAAGCGGAUUAGAGAACCAACUGGCGACGGCACCUCCGUCCCCCUCCACAGACCCAGUGACCUCAACAUGACUCGCUCUCCGUAUGGCAGCCCUCUGAACAGCACUGCUCAAACUUGUGAGUUGAACUGCACUGCUCAAACCUAUAUGAGCGACAGCUUCCUGGCGCCAUCAGCUCCUGAGUUUGAAAUCCCGGAUGACGCUCCUCCGCCUUACGAAGAAGCCAUCAAGGACUCGGCAGUGCGGUGAUGAGGCUCUACCUGUCAUGGUGGUGGUGGUGGUGUCACUCUUGUUAGUGAUUUUGGCCACUUUUUGUAUAUGCUUCAAAAUUUACAAUAGGGAAUUUUCACUAGGUGGCACUAAAUGCGCGUUCUUUGAUUUAGUUUAGCUUUGGAUUAUGAUACGAGGUUCUUGCUCACGCUUGCUAGCCUUAUUUUUAUUGUAUUUUGUACGUCAUUUAGAGGUAUGUACCUGUUGAGGAAGGCCAUUGUUCUCGUGUUCUCGCUUUAUAACGUCUUUCUUCCACUCAGUAUUGUUGUGAUAAGAUUCACUCGAGUUCAGGGAUUUCUUAAAUUUUUAUUUAAAAAUGUGUUGGCUAGCGGUCACUUUGAAUUUUUUCACAAGCAUAUUUUUUUGGUUUCAAAGCCAAGUAUGAAAAUACAUAACAUUCAUAAUUGGAAGUUAUACAAAUGUGUUCGCUUUAAUUCAUUGUACAUCAUUAUUUUCAUUAGUGCUAAUGUGCUUUAUUUUUCUAUUAUCUAUUUAAAACUUUUAUCUACUCAGUUCAAACAUAAAUUCUCUCUACAAUUUAUGUUAACCAUCUAGUAUAACCUUUCAUUACAUCAUGGACGUACGUUGUGGAGUUUAAAGUUGUUUCUAUGAUUGGUAUUUAUCUGUUAGUUCUAAGGCGCUAGCUGGUAAAGAGUAGGCAUUCUAUUGCGUCGGUAGACACUCAACUUCACUUCGAGCUUCCCUCAAGUUUCUGUGCCUCCCAAAUAGUCAUGAUCUGCAUUUAUAAUUUUAAAUUUUUUACAUGACUGUGAUGACAAAUAACUCCGUUAGCGUUAUUGCUUUUCCUUCUCUUGAGUUUACAAGAUGGCGAGUAACUCACCCAUUUAUUUCUGUGAUCUACAGCAUCGUCUGAAUAAGUUUAUUUACAAUAAUAUAUUACGGUCCCCUAAUGUAAGUAACAAUUUCAUUCUUUUCUUCUAACUCUGCCACGAAUUCCCGACCUUUCCUCAUCUUCAAUUGUCAAACUUCCUAAUUUCUGGAAAUAUCAACAUUUUCUUGACAUUCCCGCGAUGGUAGAAAUCACUGCCAUUCACCAAUAAUUUCAUGGUAAUGAUUGAUUUGCCCUUUGAAGAUGUCGAACUUGUUUUUCUUUCUUCUUCUUUUUAUUUGAGUUUUCCUAAAUAUGCCUGAGAUACAUUAUUUACGCUGUCUAUAUUAUUAUUACUAUCAUUCCUUAGGAUCGAAACAAUGUAAUCAUGACUAUAACUUUCAUGAUUAUAGAAUCGUAGAUAUAUUAGCGCAUCAAGACAAAUAUUUUAGAUACCUUUUCGGCUGUUAGAGGACUUCUGACGUGGGUCUAUGUUGUCAGAAGUCCUCUCGUCGUGUGUCUGUCUGACUGCGGGUCUCAGUUGUGUAGUUAAGUUAUUAUGUA